Messenger RNA from Pangasianodon hypophthalmus (striped catfish), 2071 nucleotides. It is a transcript of the gene c6h19orf47, whose product is annotated as chromosome 6 C19orf47 homolog. Lineage: Eukaryota; Metazoa; Chordata; Actinopteri; Siluriformes; Pangasiidae. The transcript has 8 exons. The record is from RefSeq and is a predicted model, not a curated record. Gene Ontology annotation, cellular component: nucleus. The coding region runs from base 241 to 1365 and encodes 374 amino acids.
CAAAAAGACAUCUCUGUGUAGCGUUGAGUCAUGGUUAAAUGUGUCGGCGUUGUAUUAAAUUGUCAUAAGAUGUAUUUUUAUGCGAUAAAAAUCGGUAUCAUAUGGAAUUUAUCAUGUUUAUGGUGAUGUGUUCAUCUCAUAGGCAAGCUAAUAUAAGCGAAGCUAGCAGGCUAACAGGCUAACAGGCUAGCCACAUCUGAGUGGAUCCAGUUCUUCAGAGACGCAGGAAUCCCUCCGGGUAUGGCUGCCACCUACGCUAUGUCCUUUGUAGACAACAGAAUUCAGAAGACCAUGCUGAUGGAUCUCAGUAAGGACAUCAUGAUGGACUUGGGUAUCACAGUCAUUGGGGACAUUAUUGCCAUUCUCAAACACGCCAAGCACGUGUACAGACAGGAUAUGUGCAAAAUGGCCACUGACGCUAUCUCCUCUGGUCAGACCAGCGUUCAGGCUGAGCUGAGGCGCACUGCCAAAACCCCCGCCACACGCAUGAUCGCCAAUGCCUUGAGUCGAGACUCCCCACCGAGCACGCCCGCGCGUCGCCCUGACAACCGUCUCUCAGUGACCAUCUCCAACAAGAGCUCCAAAAUGGUUGCCAGUCAGCCUUCAGCAGAGGCGAACGGAUUGCCGGUGAAACGCCGGCGAGUGACUUCAGAGAUGGAGGGGAAGUACAUCAUCAGCAUGCCAAAGGGCACCACCGCCCGAAGCCGACGCAUUUUGGCCCAGCAGGCUAAGAAAGCCAAGAGUUUGAAACGUACUUCUGUGUUUGAGAGACUGGGCUCAGAGUCUAAGACGGACGCAGGAACGGCCAAUAAGCAGGUAACAGGUGUUUUCAGCCGUCUGGGCAAAGUGGAUGAAGAUGACGAUGCAGAGAGGGAUAUGGCGGACGGCGCCGCUGCCGACGAUGGCGAGGACAGUGAUGGCGAAGGCUCUGUGCUUCAGUAUGCCGGUGUCCUUAAACGACCCCUACCGCCUUCCAAAAAAGAGCCUGUGGCCCAAAAAGCUGAACCUGUCACUCUGUAUCGCCUGGGCAACAAAUCUAAACUCCCCCUAUCAGAGAGCACUCCCCCCGCUGUUCCCUCCUCCACCUCUUCCAGCCAGGAGGGGGCGCCCAAACGGAGAAUAUUGCGAAGGUUGGGUAAAGCUCCCACAGCCAGCCCUGCCCCUGCGUCCUCUUCCAUCUUACGAUCUAGCCAAUCAACAGAGACUCAGGAUAGUCAGGUGACUAGCAGUAAGAGCAAGGCGAGCUCUGCUCUGGCCAGCCCCAAAGUCAGCAGCAGCACAGGGACGGGCAGGGACUCGCAUGGGGCUCAGAUGGACGCUACCACAGUCAGUGUGUUCAAAAGACUCGGGGCCAAGAGGAUCUAAUGCACACAAACCUCAUCAACACUCCUUUCUUUUGGGUUCCUUAUCUCUAAAGUAUCCCAAAUUCAGGGUUUAAGAUUGAAGAGUAGUAGAAUACAUGUCCCCUUGGGGCAUAUAGGAAUGAUCACAUGCACCAAAAACAUUGUGCAAACUCUUAACUACUUGUCACAUACCUUCCUAUACCUCUAAAAUCCCUCCAGUUUCAGAAAGACCCUUCAGAUUUUUGGGGGGGUCUCUGUGGCAGUUUUGUACAGCAAGGCAGUUAGGUAUGUGCUGAUAUCCUUUGAACACAUUUUGCAAUAUUACAAUGUAUUAUUUAAGAGAUUUUUACUUGCAUCUUUACACACUGGGCAGAAAUUUACCUGAAAAUUCAGACUGAAUUUGCAGUUGUGUUUUGUUUCAUAGAGCGUACAUCAAUUUGGGAUUGCAUUCUCUGAGAACGAAACACGAUUGAACCUUUGCAUUUUUUCAAAAUAAGGUACCUGGGAAGGCCUUGUUUUUUAUGCUGCUGGAUUAGUGAAAAUAUUGUGGGUGUUGAAUAUCACAGAUUCACCCACUUCACGUCAAUCUGCCUCGCUUGCAUUACUGUAAUGUCCUUUAAUGUCCCCAUCUCCACUUAACUGUCCACCAACCAUCCCUUUUUCAUUCCGUGUAGCCAUUAAAAGACUUGUGAAAUGAUGUGAUAGACUUGCACACUGUACCUCCAGUC